Messenger RNA from Cladophialophora immunda, 4657 nucleotides. RefSeq lists its product as uncharacterized. Bases 126 to 4484 code for a protein of 1452 amino acids. The transcript has a single exon. The record is from RefSeq and is a predicted model, not a curated record. Gene Ontology annotation, molecular function: phosphorelay sensor kinase activity; protein binding. Gene Ontology annotation, biological process: regulation of DNA-templated transcription; detection of visible light; phosphorelay signal transduction system. Lineage: Eukaryota; Fungi; Ascomycota; Eurotiomycetes; Chaetothyriales; Herpotrichiellaceae.
UCUAACGCCUUCAUCCAUGUCCUCGCCAGCACACGUCGCUCGUGGGUACCAACACAAGUGCCCAAGGGACUUCUAUCUCUCGCGUCCUCGAACUUGCCUCCGGCCCUGGAGAAGAUUCUACAAACAUGUCGGGCCAGGCUUCCCCCGACUCUUCGGAUCCCUUCAAGGACGCAAAUCCUUUACCACCACCUACCCAAGGAAAGGCCAGUAGUUCGGCCUCUCCGACCCUGCGCCAGCAUCAAACACCUCCAACAUGGAUACCUAUUGCACCCAUUCAGUCACAUGUCAGCAUGUUCACGGGACGAUCUGAUGCUGAACCACCGGUAUCGCCUUCGCUAUCGGCAAGAUCGGAUGAAGGCAAGUUGACAUUGAGUCCAGGGUCUAUUAAUCGUGUCUUCCCUGUCCGUUCGACCGUUUCCAUCGAUCCCGUCGCUACUCCAAUGCCUCGAAUGGAUUUAGCUGGUGGUUAUCCGGGGAUGAGACCUCCGACUGGCUCUAGAACCGCGAGCCGCAGUAUUCUGGGACGUGUGUCCACUUCCACAAGGCACGCGUCAAUAUCGGAAGCGUCAGAUGCUGGCUCUAUGACCCCUUCUUUUGGAAAUGUCGACCAUCAGCUUCUGAAUAAUAUCAUUGCGGAUGAUGUCUCCAACAAGUCGGAAAUCUCGAGCUUGUCCGGUGGGGUACCACUCUCAGCAGCGUCGGAACCAGGGUUGGUCACGGCACGCUUCAAGCAUGUUGUGACCGACGGUGGCCAUGCUGUAGUUACGGGAAGGGAUGGGGAGACGUUACAGAGAUGCGAAGAUGAGCCAAUUCAUAUUCCUGGCGCCAUUCAGAGUUUUGGUCUUCUCAUUGCUUUCCGCGAAGAGAACGAAAAGCUGGUCGUACGUGUGGUCAGCGAGAAUUCGGCUAAAAUUAUCGGAUAUACCCCUCAUCAACUUUUCAAACUCGAAUCAUUCCUCGACAUUCUCAGCGAAGAUCAAGCAGACAAUUUGCUGGAUCACCUGGACUUUAUCCGCGAGGAGGGUGCAGGAGAUGUGGUCGCAAAUGGACCGGACGUUUUUCUCCUGUCGAUCAAACCUCCGCAGGCUCGAACCCGGAGAUUAUGGUGUGCCAUGCACCUGUCCGAGACAGAUUCCGGGUUAGUGAUCUGUGAGUUCGAGAUCGAGGACGACACAAGGAAUCCGUUGGUUUCGCCAGAGGACAUCACUCCACCAGUCCCUGAAAACACUCUUGGAAGUAAUCCUACCGUGGAAGAACUCAUGGACAGCACUGUCAACAUUAGCAAACCCUUACGCGUAUUGCGGAGCGCUCGUAAGAAGAGAACCGAGGCAGCAGCAAUGGAAGUAUUCAACAUAAUGUCCCAGGUACAGGAACAACUUGCCAAUGCGCCAACCCUACAAACCUUUCUUAAAGUCCUCAUUGGGAUUGUCAAAGAACUGACCGGCUUUCAUCGUGUCAUGAUAUACCAGUUCGACAACGCCUGGAAUGGGAGAGUGGUUGCAGAACUGGUUGAUCCUCGAUCGACCAAGGACCUGUACAAGGGCCUGAACUUUCCCGCAUCCGACAUACCCAAACAGGCGCGAGAUCUGUAUAAGAUCAACAAAGUCCGCCUGCUCUACGAUCGAGAUCAGGAGACAGCCCGACUCGUGUGCAGGACCGUGGAAGACCUGGAGAAGCCUCUCGAUAUGACACAUGCCAACCUCCGCGCGAUGUCUCCGAUCCACCUGAAGUAUCUCGCCAACAUGGGCGUCCGGUCAUCCAUGUCGAUCUCAAUCAACGCCUUCAAUGAACUGUGGGGAUUGAUUUCUUGCCAUUCAUAUGGAGCCAAGGGGAUGAGGGUGUCGUUCCCCAUCCGCAAGAUGUGUCGGUUAGUCGGUGACACGGCCUCUCGAAAUGUGGAACGACUUUCCUACGCUUCCAGGUUGCAAGCUCGUAAACUUAUCAACACCUCCUCUACCGCAACAAACCCGUCGGGGUAUAUCGUGGCCUCAUCCGACGACCUAUUGAAAUUGUUCGACGCUGAUGUCGGUGCACUAUCUAUUAGGGAUGAGACGAAGAUCCUGGGCCACCCCCGAGGCCACCUCCAAGAGGUCCUUGCCAUGGUCGAAUACCUUCGGAUGAGAGGGAUGAGCGCCGUGUUCUGCUCCCAGGACAUCAGCAACGAUUUUCCUGAUCUGCGAUACGAACCGGGCUGGAAAUUCCUGGCGGGUGUCCUUUUCGUCCCUCUGUCGACUGGUGGCAAUGACUUUAUUGCUUUUUUCCGUAAAGGUGUGUUGCAAGAAGUUAAAUGGGCUGGCAAUCCCUACGAAAAGUUCAUCAGGGAAGGAACUGAAGGCUACCUUGAACCCAGAACAAGCUUCAAAGCGUGGAGCGAGACCAUCGUAGGUCGAUGUCGAGACUGGACGGACGAGGAGAUAGAGACAGCGUCGGUCCUGUGUCUUGUCUACGGCAAAUUCAUCGAGGUCUGGCGGCAGAAAGAAGCGGCCCUUCAAAACAGUCAGCUCACUCGUCUUCUGCUUGCGAAUUCCGCGCAUGAGGUUCGCACCCCGUUGAAUGCAAUCAUUAACUACCUGGAGAUCGCGCUCGAAGGCCAGCUGGACCAGGACACCCGAGAGAACCUGGCUAGGUCCCAUUCCGCCUCGAAAUCGUUGGUUUAUGUCAUCAACGAUCUGCUGGACCUCACGAAGACAGAAGGGGGACAGACCCUGGUCAAGGAUGAGCCUUUCAACCUCCCUCAGACCUUGAAGGACGCCUCUGAUCCUUUUAUUGGCGAUGCGAAGCGAAAAAAUCUACAGUACGAGGUCUCGAUCCAGCCCGAGCUGCCUCAACAGGUCAUGGGAGAUUAUCGACGAGUUCGACAAGUGGUGUCUAACCUCAUUGCGAAUGCGAUACAGCACACAAAAGAAGGAAAAGUCGUCGUCGAAGCGUAUACUUUGCCCACUGCACAAGCGCAGGGCAAGACCGAGAUCGAAGUCGUCGUCGAGGAUUCCGGGGUAGGGAUGUCUCAGACCAAAGUCGACGCCUUGUUUAGAGAACUUGAAGAAGUUUCCUACGAAGAGGAUCUGCAGAGCCAUACAGCCAUCACGAGUGAUAGGUUCGUCGAUAAGGCGCAAUCCGAAAACAUGGCUCUCGGUCUCGGGCUCGCUGUUGUAGCACGUACCAUUCGGAAUAUGAAUGGGCAGUUGCGAGUGAAAACGGAAGAGGGAAAAGGCUCCCGAUUCGUCAUUGUUCUAAGCUUUGAUAAUGGAGGGUCCAAGCCCGCUCAACUCGACCAUCGUCCUCAAUCAUCAGGUGCAGUUUCUCGACCUUCCACUUCUGGAGGACACCGUGAAGGCGAAGUCACCUUGAUCUACCAGAACCUGCCAAAAGCCUCCGAGCCGCCUCCCUUGCUUCGUAGAGAAAGUGCUGGGAGCAUGAACAGCCUGGCAAGUCUGAAGAGCGGAAAGAGUGGGCUCAGCCUCAAAAGCGAUGCGAGCCAGAGGAGUGACGCGGACAGACUCAUUGACGCUAUUCAGCAGCCUUUGCACCUGGCUGAGCAACCGAAUAGCAGUUCUAGUCUUAGCGCCAAAGACUCUCGCCGCAUCUCUCUAAAUCUAUCAGAAGCCUCCCCAAAUGCUCCCAAAUCGAAAAGUCUCCCCUCUCCAAGAGAACUGAAGUUUGCGUUCUCUCGGACACCAGGGUCCGAGAAGAUAAAAGACUCUGGGACUCCUCUGCGACCUAUCCGAGUACCUAAUAACCAGCCUGAACAGCCGAGCGGAUCAAUAUCUGGCCCCAAGGUCCUUUUCGAAGAGCCGGAAUCUGUAGGCACAAGAUCUGAUACAACCGAAACGCCGAAAGCAACAUCAUCCGAUAACUUCUCGGUCCUAGUCGCGGAAGACGACCCCAUCAACAGCAAAAUAAUGAGGAAACGUCUAGAAAAGCUUGGACACGCGGUCCAUCUGACGGUGAAUGGUGAGGAGUGUUCCUCGGCCCACGGUGAACAGCCAGCCUCAUUCGACGCCAUUCUGAUGGACCUUCAAAUGCCCAUUGUGGACGGAUUCAGCUCCACAAAGAUGAUUCGGUCAUUCGAGAAAACCCACGGCAAGUCGUGUCUCUCCAGUAGAGCUGGGCACAACGGACGGAUUCCUAUUUUUGCGGUCUCUGCUUCGCUUGUCGAGAAGGAGCACGCCAAAUAUGUGCAAACAGGCUUCGACGGGUGGAUAUUGAAACCGGUGGAUUUCAAGCGUGUGGACUUGCUGUUAAAGGGGAUUGUCGACGAGGACGCCCGGAACGAAUGUGUCUACGAGCCGGGCAAAUGGGAGAGGGGAGGUUGGUUUUCCCCGCGGGACGAACUACAAGACCCUUUUGGUAUCAACACCAAGCCGAGUCAGGAGAAGCCUACCAAGCAAACAGAACAAAGUGAUCACGAAAUGUCGGGAACCACAUCGGCCGAGCAAUCACCACCUUCAGAGGCAACUGUUGUGCCAGUCAACGAAACGACAUGAUGAAUGCUGCCGGUGGAGGAGUGAGGUAUACCCUCGAACAGUCUGGGAGUCCCUUGGAGGAAUGUAUCCUGCCUCAUUCCUAGAUAUUUGAUACGAUACGUGUGUAUGAAAUGUGUCACGAAUUGUGCGACGAGUCCUCUUUUGAAGCAAGGAUCAAACAGGUCGACGUUGGG